Molecule: messenger RNA, 2530 nt
Organism: Meloidogyne enterolobii
Lineage: Eukaryota; Metazoa; Nematoda; Chromadorea; Rhabditida; Meloidogynidae
Source: the annotation of a GenBank genome assembly
GUUUUUUAUUUUCAGAAAAUGGCAAAAAUUUCGUCGUCCUUUUUUACACUCUUUUAUUAUUUUUUAUUCAAUUUUGUUCCAAUCUGGACUGCUUAUUUCUCUCAAUUUUCUUCUCUUCGACAACCAGAUAGAGAUCCUUGUUAUGAUUCUGCUGGAAGACCUGUUAGAUGUGUUCCAGAUUUUAUCAAUGCUGCUUUUGGAAAGCCGAUUGUCGCUUCUAGCACUUGUGGAACUAAUGGAAAACCUUCGAGAUUUUGCCUCUUGGAAGAAUCACAAGAUGGAACAAUGCGGGAACGUUGCGAGAUUUGUGAUGCUGAAGAUUUAACCUUAGCACAUCCAGCUCAAUUACUGACAGAUUUGAAUAAUCCAGAUAAUUUGACUUGUUGGGUUAGUGAACCAACAACAACAACAACAACAAAUAUUUCCCCUUUGAAUGUGACACUUACUCUAAAUCUUGGAAAGAAAUUUGAGUCCAACAAUCGUGGACGUACUUGGAUUCCAAUGCAAUUUUACUCGUCCCAAUGUGAAAAUAUUUAUAAAAGACCAAAAGAUGCUAAAAUUACUCGUGAAAAUGAACAGGAAGCAAGAUGUACAGAUGCUCGUUCCCUCUCACCUUUAUCAAAUCGAAUAGCUUUUGCUACUUUAGAAGGAAGACCUUCAGCAUUGGAAUUUGAACAAUCACCGGUUCUCCAAGAUUGGGUAACCGCAACAGAUAUAAAAAUUGUUUUUAAUCGUCUAAGUACUGAUCAAAACCAAAUGUAUUGGUUAGAAGAAAAUAUUCAACGUUUUAGAAGAGAUAAUAAUAAUUCUAUUUUUGAAAUUGGAGAAGGAAAUUUUUUAAAUUCAAAAUUUGGUGAACAAAUAUUGAAGGAACGCUAUUUUUAUGCAAUGGCUGAAUUGGCAGUAGGAGGACGGUGUAAAUGCAAUGGGCAUGCUAGUCGUUGUGUUAUUGACCGUAUGGGAAGGUAUGCCUGUGAUUGUAAACACGCCACAACAGGGCUAGACUGUGAAAAAUGCCGUCCGUUCCAUUAUGAUAGGCCUUGGGCUCGUGCUGGUGCUGAUGAUGCUAAUCCAUGCAUUGCCUGCAAUUGUAAUUUACAUAGCAGAAAAUGUCGUUUCAAUGCAGAACUUUACCGUCUUAGUGGUUAUCAAAGUGGAGGUGUUUGUCUAAAUUGUAGGCAUAAUACUGCUGGCAGAAAUUGUCAUUAUUGCAAACUUGGCUACUUUAGAGAUCAAAACAAACCAAUAACGCAUAGGAAAGCUUGCAAACCUUGUUUGUGUCAUCCAAUAGGCUCUAUAUCUCGAAAUUGCAAUCAAACAAGUGGACAGUGUAUUUGCAAACUUGGAGUUGAUGGCCCAACCUGUAAUCGUUGUGCUAAAGGCUUUCAACAAUCCCAAUCACCUGUUACGCCUUGUAUUCGUCCUCCACCAGCAGAAAAUGCUCUUUUUGAUUCAAAAAAUUCCGCAAAUAAAGAAGAAUGUGAUAAAUGUAAAGCGUCUUCUACACGUUUAACACACAAAAGAUUUUGCAAAAAUGAUUAUGCCUUCCAUUUGCAAGUAAUUGGCCGUGAAUUAAUUAAUGGAUGGGCUAAAUACUAUAUAAAAAUAAUUUCAAUUUUAAAAAAUGAAAUUAAAAACGAAGACUUUGGAAAAGAAAAUAAUUUUAAUUUAAUUGAACCUGGAGAAGAAAUGGCUCUUUGGUUAUCUGAAAAAUUGUUGGAAUGUAAAUGCCCAAAAAUUAAAGUUGGAAGAAAAUAUUUAAUUAUGGGUCAAUAUAAAUAUUCAACAACACCGACAACUUCUACUGAUUUUACAAUAAAUAACAACGAAUAUUCAUCCAAAAAUAAAUUAAAAAAUUUAAUUUUAAAUCCAAAUCAUUCAAUAUUAAUAGAUUGGAGUUUGUCUUUAGCUGAUAAAUUUGAACGUUUUGAACGUCGACAUUAUAGAGAAAAAUGUUUAAAAAUCAAAAAGGUGGAAGAGGAGAAGGAAGAAGAAAAUAAUUUAAAUACAACAAUUGAAACUUUAAUUAAUAAUGAAGAAAAUAUAAAAAUUGAAAAAAUAAAGAAGAAAGGAGGAGUGGAGGAAGAAGAAAAUAGAAUUUAAAAAAGUUGGAAUUUUUAGAGAAAAAAGAAUCUUUUUUUCAUACUAAAAGAGUAAGAAGAAUUUAUCCCUCCUUAAUCACUCACGUUUGUUUAAAAAAUUGUUAGGUUUUUUAAAUUUAAAAAACAAGGGGUUGUCGGGUGCACUGUGAAUUUCUUAAAUAUCGACAACCCUUAUUUUUAAAAUAAUCGAAAAUCUUUCUGAUAUGUCAUUUCAUUUCGCUCCUAAGGGAGGGGGGGGGCUAUCAUUUUUAUGCAUUCCUUGUAUUUUAUAUACAUAUAUAUUUUUCAAAAUAUUUUCAAAAUAUUUAAAGCUUUAUAUUAUCUUUUUGUCCAAACAAAUUUUCUUGCCCUACUCUAUUUUCUAUUUUUUUUUCUUGCUUUAAUUUUGUUUUCAAGUCAAUUUUUUUCGAAAUAUUUUUUUUCUAUUU